Bursaphelenchus okinawaensis is the source of this 3877-nucleotide messenger RNA. Lineage: Eukaryota; Metazoa; Nematoda; Chromadorea; Rhabditida; Aphelenchoididae. The record is from the annotation of a GenBank genome assembly.
AUGCCACCGCCACCCGAAGGCGACAGGCCAGAAGACUUUCGUAACAAUGUAAUCGCACAAACUCGCACAAUGCGGCGACAAAGCACUGCCAUCACGAAUGAGAAAGACGACGAUUCGGAGCUGUCGGAAUGCGAGUGCCAAACUCGACAAUACCCACCCUGGACGGGGGAGAUUCACGGAAUGAGUCAGGUUAGUUAAUAGACCUUUAUCUAGGUACCCGUAAUUAAAAAUAAAAAAAAUAGAUUAAUUUUUGUAAGCUAAAAAAUUAAAAAAAUAUUUUUCUUUGAGUUUCUUUUUCCACUACACCUGAAAAGGCUUUCUGGGCUUGACCCGCUCUAGGCCCGACCCCAGUCUAAAAUAAACUUGCAUAGAAAAAGCAUUUACAGUGGAACUCCUCAAUGAAUAGGAGUUAGAAAUGCACUAUUUAGUGGUUAGCGGAGAUUUAAAAGUUGUCCGCUAUACAGAGAAAUUUCGUUAUAGAGAAGUUCGUUAUACACGAGUUCCACUGUGACUGGAUUUCAAAAUUUUUCGUUAGGAAAGCGUUUUGUUAUACAGGAGUUUUAAAUCCACUGUUUAGUGUUGCCCAUGGAUCUAAAUGUUGUUUGUUAUACAUAAUUUUUGUUAAAAAGGAGUUUUUUAUACAGAAGGUAUAGUUUAACUAAAAAAAUAAAAAUUCAGGCCCUGUUGAGCAAAUCGAAGAAACUCCGAGCUUUCUGGUGGUUGGUUCUGUUCGUAUGUACAAGUUGUGGGACGGCGACGACAGUGUUGGUCGUAUUGGAGUAUUUAGAUGGGCCUACAGCUACUUCUACUACAAUCAGAUUGGUAAGACUAAAAAAUUUAUUUUUUUUUGGUAGUUGACGUUUCUAACACAAGGUUAAGCUUUUUGAAAAGAUUAAUUUGGUUGUUCUAUAAAAGUUCUAAUUUUGUUUUGGAUAUAAUAAGCAUAAAAUUAGAAUAAUUUGAUACCUAAAUUAAAAAAAUUGGUUUGGUAGUUUUUGAGAUGUUGAUAGGAGUUCUUUGAUAUAGUUUUAGGUGAUCAAGCGUUUUUGAAAAGCUCAAGUAUUACCUAAAAGUUACUUUUUCAUUCAUUUCUACAAUGGUGGUGAUAUUUUUUUGUUUUACUUUUAAAAAAAUAUUUUUUUUAGUCAAUUAAACACUAAUUUAUUUCAACUUUUGCAAAUUAUUUGUUUUAGGUAUCAUCCCUCCAACUGCCAGCCAUAACCGUCUGUCCGAAAGUCCCAGACGCCUUAGAUUUCGACGGUAUUUUUAGUGAUAUGCGGACCUUAAUACCUGACAUUUCGAAUCAAACAGCGUUGGACGUGGUUCGUUUUUGGCUAGCCGGAUCGGGCUUGGAGAAUAUCGAUGCCAUAAAUGAUUACAAUCGAACUUAUUUGGACGACUUGAGUGUCAAUUUUAAUAAAUGGAGCGAGGGCUACAAUCCAAAAGAGUUCUUCGACCUGAUGCAGGUGGGGUAAAAUACGACAAAUUAUCUUUUUUGUAAAAUUCUGAUUUGAAUUUAAAAAUUAUUUCAAAAUUUAAAAAACUGCCAUUAUAAAUUAGAUAACUGCUGCUUUUAGACCAAACACGGCUACACAUGUGACGAGCUGUUUUAUUACUGUGAACUGGGUGGUAAGGCCAAGAAUUGUUGUACCGAUAUGUUUCGAAAACGGUCGGUAAUGAGGAGAGGACUUUGUUUCCAAACUCUUCCUAAUGUCAACCAGGUAAGGCUGAUUUAGCUGAUAGGUUUACAUCUUUGACUUCUUUUACAGUAAUAUAAAGGUAGAGACUUAUUUUUGGUAUGUGUCACCCUUAUCCAUAUUUUUUUCACAAAAUUUUUACAACUUUUUGCUUGUAGCACCAAUAUACGGUAGGUAAGGGCAGGGUAGACAUGAGAAAUGGGCCGGGCCGCACAAGAAAAAUGAGAAAACCUGAAAAUCGGGUCCGGCUUGUACUGUUGCUCGUCUAGGGUAAGGUAGGGUGAAUAGGGUAAAGCUGGGUAGAUUUAAUUUUUUGUUGUAAAAUACGGCGUGUGUUCAUUGCUGUAAAAAUUUUAAAAAUAAGACAAUUUUAUCAGGUACUAAAAUAAAAAAUUUUAAAAAAUGAUGUUUUUUAAAUUUCAGACAGAAGCUGAUGACAUUGGACGACUGGUGUUGUUGAUGAAGUCGCCAAAAAGCAUAAUAUCUCCUCAAUAUAAUUAUACACAGGUAUAAUAUGGCAUUUUAUAAAUUUUAUUUUUUAUUUACAUUUUUUUUGUAAAAUACGAAAUCCAAUAUACAAAAAUUUAUGUUAUACUUUUUUUAAAAUGGACCGAGCUUUUAAAACUAAUCCUCCUUUUCAAAAAUGCAAAAAACAUUACCCUACUAUAAUAUAAAAGCCAUAAACCUUCCCAUUUCAGCCCCAAAUAAUCAUCUACAUCAAUGACAACUUUGAUUAUGUCUUGGAUUUCCCGAGGUUUUAUCUUUAUCCAAAUGAGUGGAAUCGAAUGCAUUUCACGGCUCGACUGGUCGAAUUGUUGGAGCAUCCAAAGGAUUGUACUAGUGAUGUAAGGGGUUUUUCGUUCAAUAUAUUGUGGUACAGGUAUUAAGCAAUGGUUUUUAACUUCCUCGAAAGUUUUAAAUAUCAAUUUUUUUUUUCAAAAAUUUAAAAAAAUUUUAAAAAUUAAAAAAAAAUUUUAUUUUGAAAUUUUAAAAAAUUCAAACCCUUCCAGAUAGAAGGCAAAGACACGGCUUGCUUCGUCCGAAACUGGCUUAACUCCAACCUAAUCGACCAGUUCAACUGUACCCUGCCCUACCUCACUGAAGUACCAGACAUACCAGCUCGUAAUGUUUGUGAUCCUUUAGUUGUAGUACGAGAAUACUUCAACACGAUCCAGCUGGUACACUCUGGUUCAGUUCACAGUCAAGAAUGUGUACCAGGAUGUAAGAGAUGGGAAUACGGGGUAUCUCUACAACAAAGUCAAGCUCUGGACAACUUUACUGGCUUCAAGUUCAACUUGGAAGCCAGUUUCUACGAUCUACAGUACGAGCAUGUUAAGGAAGUGUAUACGACUUCAGUACCUGGCUUCAUGUCACAAAUUGGAGGUCAGUUUGGGUUCUUCUUGGGGCUGUCCAUCAUCACCAUGAUUCAGAUCGGGAUCUACUUGAUAUCGUACGUCUUCAACUUCUUCUACAAACUCUUUAAACAACCGCCGGAUGACGAUGUUGUAGAUGGGGUAGAUCCUACAGUCACUGAUAUGACUCAGGGAUAUCUUGAUCGACAGAUACGACAAACAUACGGUAAUGGCACUUUGGUACAGAGUGAGAUACGGAGGUCAGUAAAUGUUAAUGACGGAGUGAAUGAUAGAGUAAAUGACAGAGUAAAUGACGGGGUAAAUAAUGAUGUAGUUGAUCGUAUACGACAAUCGUUUGAAAGAAAAGACUAUAGUUCUGCUAGUUCAAGAAAUAAUGAUGAUAUACCGGAGAUACGACGAGAUAUUGAUGAUAGUAAUAUACGAUACGACAGUAGUGACUCCAGCAACAUGCGAUACAAUGGCAGUAACAGUAGUAACAACAAAAUACGGCAUAGUAACAAGAACAAGUAUAAUAUGAACAAAGACGGGACUAAUAACAAUGGUAACGACAUACGAUACGACAAUGGUAACAAUCAAAAAUAUGAUGGCAAUAUACGAUCAAAUGGCAUAAAAAAUAAGAUACGAAGUCACAGUAACGGAAAUGAAAAAAAUGUCAACAAUAAUGAAUAUAACAAUAUAAUACGACACAGAGACCAUAGUAAUGGUCGUAUCGUGGAUGAUGGGUUACAGAUGAAGAAUGGUGUACUAUACUCGAGCAGAGUACGACCUACUCAAGGGAAUACGAACAUGAUCAGCUCGUGGAUGUAG